AGUAUUAUCGUGUGAACAUAAAGCAAUUUUUAGUAUCGCCAAGUAGACUGAUAUAUAAGUUGAAAGAAUUUUCAUAUCCGCUAAUCAUCGACAACAAUUUAAAAAAUAUGGAAUCCGGUUCUAAAAAGUAUGGUCUGCUUGUUCCUAAAAAGAAAUUAGGUGGUGUAAAGGCAUCCAAUGUCUUUGGUGAUGACAGUGACUCAGAAAACGAUUUGAAAAAUAAACCUAUUCAAACCAGCAACCAAACUAAAGCUCAACAAAGAAGUGCUAAAUUAAUUCACGAUAUGGCACUUGAAGAAGAUGCUACUGUAUUUCAAUAUGAUGAAGUAUAUGAUGAAAUAGAGAAGAAAAAAGAAAAUCUUGAUGAAAAAAAAAAACAAAUCGAUAAAAAACCACGUUAUAUACAGAAUUUAUUAGUUCAAGCUGAGAAACGUAAAAUUGAAUAUGAACGUAGGAAUGAAAGAUUGAUUCAGAAAGAAAGAGAGACUGAAGGAAAUGAAUUUAAAGAUAAAGAAGCAUUUGUCACUUCAUCAUACAAAAAAAAACUGGAGGAGUUAAAAAAAUUGGAUGAAGAGGAUUUAAAACUUUCA
Messenger RNA from Sipha flava (yellow sugarcane aphid), 590 nucleotides. Its product is annotated as nuclear speckle splicing regulatory protein 1-like. The record is from RefSeq and is a predicted model, not a curated record. The transcript has 4 exons. Gene Ontology annotation, biological process: regulation of alternative mRNA splicing, via spliceosome. The annotation marks the transcript as partial. NCBI's taxonomy places the organism in Eukaryota, Metazoa, Arthropoda, Insecta, Hemiptera, Aphididae.